CUUUUCCAUUAGGUUUAUCCCAGGAGAUUGGAUAUAGUUCCCUGUGCUAUACGAGCUGAGGACCCUGCAUGUCUGUUCAUUCGGGCCUGGAUGCAAAGGCAGAUGCAGGUGGUGCAGUGAGCAAGGCCUGGCAGCUGGAGCAGUGCAGGCCCCGUGUGUCCACGGAGCUGCUGGCCAAGAGGACUCCUGCCCAGCUUCGCCUGCCAGGCUGGGAGAAACCAGAGGCCUAGGUGCACAGGGGUGGGUGUCGGCAGACAGAUGCUCCCCAGGCUGCGGGGUUUCCUGCGUGGACCGCUGGGCGGGUGUGCCAGAGGUGGAGGAUGCCGGCCAAGGGGCGCUACUUCCUCAACGAGAGUGAGGAGGACCCCAACCACGAUGCGCUCUACGAGAAGUACCGCCUCACCAGCCAGCAUGGGCCACUGCUGCUCACGCUCCUGUUGGUGGCCGUCUCUGCCUGCGCCAUCCUUAUCAUCAUCGCCUUCAGCUACGGGGACCCCUCCAGAUACCAGGCUGUCCUGGGGACUGCGUUCUUCACGCUUGCCGUGUUUGUGGCUCUCUACGUGCUCGUGUACGUUGAGUGCCUCGUCCGCCGGUGGCUCAGGGCCUCGGCGCUACUCAUCUGGGCCUGCCUCGUGAUGCUGGGCUACGCGCUGGUGUUUGACUCAUGGAUGAAGGAGGCCUGUGACUGGGAGCAGGUGCCCUUCUUCCUGUUCGUGGUCUUCGUGGUGUACACGCUGCUGCCCUUCAGCACGCGGGGUGCCGUCGUGGCCGGGGUCGUCUCCAGCACCUCCCACCUCCUGGUGCUCGGCGCUCUGAUGGGGGCGUUCACCACGCCCAGCGUCCGGGUAGGGCUGCAGCUGCUGGCCAAUGCUGUGGUCUUCCUGUGCGGGAACCUCACGGGCGCCUUCCACAAGCACCAGAUGCAGGAUGCCUCCCGAGACCUCUUCACCUACACCGUGAAGUGCAUCCAGAUCCGUCGUAAGCUGCGCAUCGAGAAGCGCCAGCAGGAGAACCUGCUGCUGUCCGUGCUGCCUGCUCACAUCUCCAUGGGCAUGAAGCUGGCCAUCAUCGAGCGGCUCAAGGAGCGUGGGGACCGCCGCUACCUGCCUGACAACAACUUCCACAGCCUCUACGUCAAGCGGCACCAGAACGUCAGCAUCCUCUAUGCUGACAUCGUGGGCUUCACGCAGCUGGCCAGCGACUGCUCCCCAAAAGAGCUGGUGGUGGUGCUGAACGAGCUCUUCGGAAAGUUUGACCAGAUCGCCAAGGCCAAUGAAUGCAUGCGGAUCAAGAUCCUGGGCGACUGCUACUACUGCGUGUCAGGCUUGCCCGUGUCCCUGCCCAGCCACGCCCGCAACUGUGUGAAGAUGGGGCUGGACAUGUGUGAGGCCAUUAAGCAGGUGCGGGAGGCCACAGGCGUGGACAUCAGCAUGCGUGUGGGCAUACACUCGGGGAACGUGCUGUGCGGUGUCAUCGGGCUGCGCAAGUGGCAGUAUGAUGUGUGGUCCCAUGACGUGUCCCUGGCCAACAGGAUGGAGGCGGCUGGAGUCCCUGGCCGGGUGCACAUCACGGAGGCGACGCUGAACCACCUGGACAAGGCGUAUGAGGUGGAGGAUGGGCACGGGCAGCAGCGGGACCCCUACCUGAAGGAGAUGAACAUCCGCACCUACCUGGUCAUCGACCCCCGGAGCCAGCAGCCGCCCCCGCCCAGCCUACACCUCACCAAGGCCAAGGGGGAUGCGACCCUGAAGAUGCGGGCCUCCGUGCGCAUGACCCGCUACCUCGAGUCCUGGGGGGCGGCGCGGCCCUUCGCGCACCUCAACCAGCGCGAGAGCGUGAGCAGCACCGAGACCCCUGUGCCCCACGGGCGGAGGCCCAAGGCCAUUCCCCUACGGCGCCACCGGACCCCUGACAGAAGUGCGUCCCCCAAGAGGCGCUCAGAGGAUGACUCAUAUGAUGAUGAGAUGCUGUCAGCCAUCGAGGGCCUCAGCUCCACGAGACCCUGCUGCUCCAAGUCUGAUGACUUCUCCACCUUUGGGUCCAUCUUCCUGGAGAAGGGCUUCGAGCGAGAGUACCGCCUGGCACCCAUCCCGCGGGCCCGCUACUACUUCGCUUGUGCCAGCCUUGUGUUCAUCUGCAUCCUGCUCAUCCAUGCCCUGCUGAUGCCCAGGAUGGCGGCUCUGGGUGUGUCCUUUGGGCUGGUGGCCUGCGUGCUUGGGCUGGUACUAGGCUUGUGCUUUGCCCGUGAGCUCUUGAGGUGCUGCCCAGCCCGGGGCGCGCUCCGAGCCAUCUCCGAGAGGGUGGAGACGCAGCCCCUGCUGCGGGUGUCCCUGGCCGUCCUGACCGUCGGCAGCCUGCUCGCCGUCGCCAUCGUCAACCUGCCGCUGAUGCCUUUCCCGGCCCCAGGGCUGCCUGCUGGGAACGAGACGGGUCCGGGGGCCGUGAGCAGCUGGGAGAGGGCCCUGUGCAAGCUCCUCCCGUAUUACACCUGCAGCUGCAUCCUGGCCUUCAUCGCCUGCUCUGUCUUCCUGCGGAUGAGCCUGGAGCUGAAGGUCGUGCUGUUGACAGUGGCCUUGGUGGCCUACCUGGUGCUCUUCAACAUCUCCCCGUGCUGGCAGUGGGACUGCUGUGGCCACAGCCUGGGCAACCUCACCACGACCAAUGGCACCCUCAGCCUCCUGUUUGUCAACCACGAGAACGUGAGCUCCGAGGGCAGCGACCUCCCAUCCUGUUCACUUCCGCGUGGGCUGGCCCUGCGUCUGGGCCUCAUGCCAUCCCCUGAAUUUGGGGGGCUUUGGGCGGAAGUGGAGAUGACGCCUGCCUUUCCCCUCAUAUCCGGCAGCUCCCCAUCCUGUUCAUGGGAUCUGAAGACGAUGAUCAAUUUCUACCUGGUCCUGUUUUACACCACCCUCAUCAUGCUCUCCAGACAGAUUGACUAUUACUGCCGCUUGGAUUGUCUGUGGAAGAAGAAGUUCAAGAAGGAACACGAGGAGUUUGAAACCAUGGAAAAUGUGAACCGCCUUCUUCUGGAGAAUGUCCUGCCAGCCCACGUGGCCGCCCACUUCAUUGGUGACAAGUUAAAUGAGGACUGGUACCAUCAGUCCUACGACUGCGUGUGUGUCAUGUUUGCAUCCGUGCCGGACUUCAAAGUAUUCUACACGGAGUGCGACGUCAACAAGGAAGGGCUGGAGUGCCUGCGCCUGUUGAACGAGAUCAUAGCUGACUUUGACGAGCUGCUGUUAAAGCCCAAGUUCAGUGGUGUGGAGAAGAUCAAGACCAUCGGCAGCACGUACAUGGCAGCUGCAGGGCUCAGCAUCCCCUCAGGGCACGAGAACCAGGAGCUGGAGCGGCAGCACGCCCACGUCGGCAUCAUGGUGGAGUUCAGCACCGCCCUGAUGAGCAAGCUGGAGGGCAUCAACCGGCACUCCUUCAACUCCUUCCGCCUCCGAGUCGGCAUAAACCACGGGCCCGUGAUUGCUGGAGUGAUUGGGGCACGGAAACCUCAGUACGACAUCUGGGGAAACACGGUCAAUGUUGCCAGUCGAAUGGAGAGCACCGGAGAACUUGGGAAAAUCCAGGUUACUGAAGAGACAUGUACCAUCCUCCAGGGACUAGGUUAUUCUUGUGAAUGCCGCGGACUGAUUAACGUCAAAGGCAAAGGCGAACUGCGGACUUACUUUGUCUGUACGGAUACUGCCAAGUUUCAAGGGUUGGGGCUGAACUGACGGCUUUAGGUAGGUGCAGAACAUGCUGGAAGCCGAUUUCCUUCCCUGAAGCAAGCCAGGGGGAAGGCUCAGCCCCACGUCGGUCACAAAGGCAGUCCAAGGGUUUGGCUAUUACCGCCCCUGGCAGGUGGUUGUGCAUGGCUUCCUUGAACUGGUACUGGAGGAUUUCUCAGCUUGAGGCAACCACCAAGCCUUACACACAGGUAGCCAGAACCUCUGUGCUGUCGGAGUCUGCAACUCGGCCUCCAGCACAGCAGGGAAUGGCUCAUUUGUGGGUUUUAGACCCUCAUUCCCCCAGGUGCUGUGGAUGAGACCUCAGAGCAUGACCUGGAGACCCCCGCCCGCCCCUACUCUGCCUUGGCCUGUGAGCUGCACAGGCGAGACUCGUCUUCUUUUCUUGUCCAGGAUGGGUGGAGACUCCUUUCUCCCCAGCAGAACAGCUACGAGAGUCCAUGUUGCUCAUACAGGCAUUCUGGUAAAGAGUUGAACCGGUGUUUGUUUUAAAUCUAUCAAUGGUUUCAAACAAUAGGGAGAAAACCCCAGUGGACACUUACUUCUUGUCAUCUUUGGCAUGUGUCUGUUUUAAAUGGAUACAUUGUUAAUGGAGGUAUUUAUUAUCCUUUAAAUGACUUCUGAGAUGCUAGACAAAUUAUCUUCUUGGCAGUAUAGUCUCUGCCUUUGUAACCACUGACACAUAAGUAGGACCACUGUCCAGUGUGAGCAUGUGGGCUCAGCUCAGCUGGGGGAUGGAGCUCCAAGGAAUGAGGCUCAUAGCAGGAAGGCAAGGAGUGUCACAGCCUUGGCUUUGAAUCACACAACUUUGAAGCCAGAAUUUUGAGAUUAGGUUUAAUAAGAGAAAAGCCUAGAAAAUAAGGUAUAAGCUCUUAGCCCUUCCUUGACUCCUCAUGCAUUUUUGAGCACCUGCUGUAACCUUCAACUCUGUCUUAGCUUUAUACUGGGAAGGAAUGGAGUCUGUGUGGAGAGAAGUCGGACAGCCUGUAGUUCUUUCCUUUCCUUCAGUCCUCAUAGCUAGCUUUGAAGAGUUUCAAAACUAAGAGGAUCUACUCAGCCUCCGCAUGUGUAGAGGUUCCUGUAUCUGGGAAGCCAGCCCUCUCACAGGUGCUCAGCUGUUCUUGUUCUGAACUGAAUGAGUCAAGGCAAGUGAAAAAGCCAAGUCUGUGAGGUGGGGUCUUACAGCACUUUAGCGCCAAAAGAAUGGAAAGAAGUCUACCUAUGUUGUUUCAAGGUGAGAAAUAAUAACCAAACUGCCCAUUCCUUUUUCUGAACUGACGUCAUUGCCUCAUAACCACAGUAUCCCCAGGGUUUCUAAUAAAUACAGCUGAAUUUCACUAUCUAGCAGGAAUUCUCAGCCAGAAGUCAUCCAUGAACUCCCCUGAAAUUAUACAGAAAAUCCUGCAUACGUGAGGCUUCAAAAGAUGACACAACGUUGCAGACAGGUGACUAAGCAGUCAGGUCUGCCUGGGAUGGAGGGCUGUGGGGUGAGCUGACAGCCCAGCCACGGGCAGGGAGGGGACUGAAGCCGAAGCUGCUGCCUGCUGCUGCUGUGUCUUGUUGGGGGCUGGGUGGGCUAGUGGCAGCUCAGAUGCUCUGCAUGAAACUGGAAUAGGUAGGAAUAAAUCACAAGAACUUGCCUAAAGGAAUUUCAUUGUGAAAACGCUGGUAAGGGAAAUAAGCCGUACUUAAAUUGCCUUUUUUACACACCAAUUCUUCACCUAAGUACUAUGCUGAAAUCUAUACCCUUAAAAUCAGGAGUGGCCAGGGCUGCUCAACAGGGCUCAGCUGGGAAGUCAGGAAGGCUCCGUCACUGAUACGGUGUAGACACACAUCAGCGUGCUGGGCCUCUCUGAGGUGGACGUACUUCUGCUCUUGCAAUAUGCAUAUUACUUUUUUCCUCCAGCAAAGAAAUCCCAGUUGGGAGUUUUAAAAAAUAAUUGGUUACCAUUCAUGUAUUCUUCUUUCACUGUGCUCAGAUAAGAAUAUUAAGUUUUGAGUUUUUGAUAAUCAGAUCGUAGUGUAUAACUGACCAUAAAAAUCACUUAUUUUUCAUAUAUUUGUUUUCCAACUACCAAGUCAUUUCUUCACAGGUGUCAUUUUGCUUUAUGACAAGUAUCUUUCCUAACACUGACCUUCUCUAUGGGUCAGGGACCUGCUUCAAAUUUCUACUGAGGUGGCCUCACUGAUGCUAGUGAGAAUCACACUUGAAGUUUUCUGGUUUACUUAUUAAGAAAAUUUCCUAACAGACAAGAUCAUUAACCACUGUAUACAUUGUGUAUAUGUACAGAAAUAUGCUUUGAGAAAGUACAUGCAAAUGACUAGGGGUUAUUCUAUAUACUGAAUAUUUAUAGACCUGUAACAUUUGUUUCAAAAUGUUAUAAUUUCAUUUUUAUAAAGCACCAGUGUUUCUCCUUUGUUUAGCUUUUCAUAGAUUAAAUUAGCAAUCUGGAAAACCUGAUGUCCUAAGGUGUUUUGAAUUUAAAUGUUUUCUUGGUCUUCGGGAACUUACCUUAUUAGCUAAGUAGAUCUAAAGUUUGAGUCGGUUACUGCCUGAAUUAUAUUUGAGAGACAAACUCUAAAAAGACGUGAUAAAUACAUAUUUGAACUGAUUCUUUAA
Messenger RNA from Kogia breviceps (pygmy sperm whale), 6357 nucleotides. Lineage: Eukaryota; Metazoa; Chordata; Mammalia; Artiodactyla; Physeteridae. The record is from RefSeq and is a predicted model, not a curated record.